Messenger RNA from Cryptomeria japonica (Japanese cedar), 2192 nucleotides. RefSeq names its product putative UPF0481 protein At3g02645. NCBI's taxonomy places the organism in Eukaryota, Viridiplantae, Streptophyta, Pinopsida, Cupressales, Cupressaceae. The transcript has 2 exons. The coding region runs from base 137 to 1828 and encodes 563 amino acids. The record is from RefSeq and is a predicted model, not a curated record.
CUCCAACAGCUUCUUCAAGAGGAAUAACGGCACCUGAUUUUCCACCAUCAAUCAUCUCUCUCACUAUGUCUUUAUUCAACCAAACUUGAAAGAUAUUCGACGAUACACGGAACACUCCUCAACAUUCUCUCGAACUAUGGAGUCGAAGAAAGCAGUUAAUGCAAAGAUUGAUCCCGACCGCUGGAUUAUUCAAGUGAGGGAUAAUCUGCAGAGAGAAGAGGAGGAAGAAGGGGGAGUCCGUGUCUCUGUAUUCAAAGUGCCCAAGGAAGCGUUGCAAGCUAAGCCAGAAGCAUAUACCCCGCAGUGUGUUUCUAUCGGGCCAUAUCACCACUGGAAAUCUGAGCUGUACGAAAUGGAGGGAUACAAGCUCGGUGCUGCUCGGGCAUUCCAGAAAAGAAUUGAUGGUAACAGGUUCGAGUCCGUAGUGGAAGAGGUACGUAAGUACGAACGCCGAAUGCGAAGCUGCUAUCACAAAUACCUGGACUACAGCGGCGAAACUUUGGCAUGGAUCAUGGCUUUGGACGCCUCAUUUGUGCUCGAAUGCACGCAAUUCCUAGCCAGCCAUGAUUCUUCAGAAGGAAAUGGGGUGUCAAAACUUUUGGACCCAUCUGGCAGAAGCGCUACCCACAAUGCCAUAGUGAGAGACAUGAUGAUGCUGGAAAAUCAGUUGCCGUUAUUCCUCUUGGAGAAGAUGUUGGAGAUGGAGCUGGGCUCACAAGACAUGGCAGAAGAGAGGCUCUGCGAUUUAGUAAGAGGUGCAUGUAUAGACAUGUCACCAUUCUUGUUCAACUUCCCCGACAGUUCAAGGCUGCGUAUAACAGAGAGCAGUCACCUACUGGAGGCGCUCUAUUUCUCUCUUGUCCAGUCUGCUCUCAAGGAUGAUCUCAACGCAAAGGGCAGUGAGGAAGAGCAGCGGCCAUCGCCCAACAUAUCAAGCAUCCCACAAGAAUUCAGUUUUCUAUGGAGGGCUUUUCAUUCGUUCAAAAUGGGCCCCAUGGGGAAAUUCAUGGGGAGCUUCCUUCGGUUCAUAAUAAACUUGCCCUUCCGAGUCCUGUGUGUCCUGGGCAAGCUGUUGAAACAGAGCUUCGUUCGGUUGACGAGGAAGUUACCCUUCCGCGUCCCCUCUGUUGUGGGCAAGCUGGCAGUCCUGCGAGCGUUUAAGUGGCUCUUAACACUAAUUUCUGGAUUCAAGGAAGCAGGGGAAGCAGGGGAAGGAAGCUCCUCUGUGGAGAUUCCUCCUACACGGGACGAGCUGGACAUUCCCUGUGUUGCUGAUUUAUACUAUGCGGGAGUGAAGUUCCUUCCCACUGAUGGAGACCUCACAACAAUUCGCUUCGACUCGGCUAGUGCCACUCUUUAUCUUCCCAAACUGAGGUUGGACUCGAACACAGAAGUGAUUAUCAGAAAUCUGGUGGCGUUCAAAGCUUCGGUGGCGUCUGGUGAUCUCAUCUUCGUUCGCUACACCGAUUUCAUGAACGGCAUCAUCGACACAGACGAAGAUGUUCGUCUGCUGAUAAGUAGCGGCAUCCUUUACCAUCACCUGGAAAGCGACGGGAAUGUGGCAAGCUUGUGGAACGGCAUGGGGAAAUGUGUGAAAUUGACGAAAGUAAAGUUUUUAGAUAAAGUUAUUGCAGACGUGAAUAGCUAUUAUAAGCGGACAUGGAGCGUCGCCAUGGUAGGAUACGUGAAGAAAUUCAUCUUUAGUUCAUGGCCGUGUCUGUCUUUGUUGGCUGUGCUCGUACUCUUGCUUCUCACAUGUUUGCAGACCUUCUGCUCUUUCUUUAACUGUAGGUUUCAGUUGAAAGACACCAAUUUAUUGCAGGACUAAUGGCAGAAGACUUCUCAUGUAAAUCACGCCUUCUUGUUAGAGUAUUUACCUUGCAGCAAUCUCAUGGUAUGUUUUGAUUUUCGUAUGUUAUGUAGGAAAGCCAUUGUUGUUAUGUCUCUGCUUUGUUGGCGUGGACUACAUAUGCUUUCCAUCGUGUGAAGGAAACAUUUUUACUUAUGUCAUUUUGCAAUUCUCAUCAAGCCUUACAAUGAGCUUUGAUUAGUUUGAUGAAUUUUAAUGCAGCAUCAUAUCAUACUUUCAAAAUCAAAAUAUGAAAGAUCAAAGUUACGAUUUAUAUGAAAAUGUAAUAGAGUUGCAAAGAAGUAUUAUAUAUUUUGUCUAUUUUGUAGCAUUUUGGUUGUUA